Molecule: messenger RNA, 1065 nt
Organism: Trifolium pratense (red clover)
Lineage: Eukaryota; Viridiplantae; Streptophyta; Magnoliopsida; Fabales; Fabaceae
Product: NAD(P)H dehydrogenase (quinone) FQR1
Exons: 4
Coding region: 124-735 (203 amino acids)
Molecular function (GO): NAD(P)H dehydrogenase (quinone) activity; FMN binding
Source: RefSeq, a predicted model, not a curated record
UCAAAAAUUCAGAAUUCCACACCAACACCAUAAUCAUAAUAAACACGUCUAUAUAUAACAUUUUAUAUCCCUCACAUUUCUCAAUUCGAAUCACAAAGAGAAAGACCUUUGAAGACUUCAUCAAUGGCUGUCAAACUUUACAUUGUGUACUACUCCAUGUAUGGACAUGUGGAGAAACUAGCAGAAGAAAUAAAGAAAGGAGCUGCUUCUGUGGAAGGCGUUGAGGCCAAAUUAUGGCAGGUACCUGAGACACUGGAUGAGGAAGUGCUAGGUAAGAUGAGUGCACCACCGAAGAGUGAUGUACAAAUCAUCACCCCAGAUGAACUCGCUGAGGCUGAUGGUUUUGUGUUUGGAUUCCCAACAAGAUUUGGAAUGAUGGCUGCUCAAUUCAAAGCUUUUCUAGAUGCUACCGGUGGUUUAUGGAGAACACAAAAGCUUGCAGGCAAGCCUGCCGGAAUCUUCUACAGCACCGGUUCUCAAGGCGGCGGACAAGAGACUACAGCGCUUACCGCUAUUACUCAGCUGGUUCACCAUGGAAUGAUAUUUGUCCCAAUCGGUUAUACAUUCGGAGCUGGCAUGUUUGAGAUGGAGCAAGUGAAAGGUGGAAGUCCAUAUGGUGCAGGAACAUAUGCCGGAGACGGCUCGAGACAGCCAAGUGAGCUUGAACUGAAGCAAGCAUUCCAUCAAGGGAAAUAUCUUGCCACCAUCACAAAGAAACUCAAAGAAACUGCCUAAUGUUGAAAUCAUCUAUAGACAAUAUACUAUAUGUUAAACUACACCGAAAUAUUUCUCGAAAACCAUUACCAUUACAGUUUACCAUAUUUUAGACUCAGAAUAUAUCUGUUCUAUAUUUCUGUUGCUACAAAUAUUUUUUUCUCUUCCAAUUUACAGAAAUAAAAUGCUUUGGAUUAUGUGUGUUAGAGGAUGCAGUUGUUCUUGAAAAUUUGUUGACUGAUGAAAGUUUGUCUUUAAUGUUUGUUCUUGUUAGCUUGGGAAAAUACUUGUUCCUAUAUUUUGUAUUUUAUAUAUAAUGAACUUUAAUUCGAAUAAGCAAACUUUUGUACA